Messenger RNA from Arachis stenosperma, 1272 nucleotides. Its product is annotated as GDSL esterase/lipase At5g45950. The record is from RefSeq and is a predicted model, not a curated record. Gene Ontology annotation, molecular function: hydrolase activity, acting on ester bonds. NCBI's taxonomy places the organism in Eukaryota, Viridiplantae, Streptophyta, Magnoliopsida, Fabales, Fabaceae. The transcript is spliced from 4 exons. The coding region runs from base 77 to 1168 and encodes 363 amino acids.
UGAAAUAUCUAGCUACUUUCUUGCGGGUCCUUCAAUUUCUAUAGAGUUCAGAAUAGAGAGCUUGUUCCAUUCCAUUAUGGAGUUGGUGGUGGUGAGAAUGAUGAUAAUAACAAUGGCAUUAAUAAUAAUAAUGCCAUUAUAUUAUUCAGUAGUUGCUAAAGUGGACAUUGGUCUCGUGAGGCAAUUGGCUGCAAAGAACAAUGUUUCGUGCAUAUUGGUUUUUGGAGACUCAAGUGUUGACCCUGGCAACAACAAUGUCCUUGGCACCACCAUGAAAAGCAACUUCCCUCCUUAUGGCAAGAACUUCUUUAACGCCCGCCCAACCGGAAGGUUUAGUAAUGGCAGACUUGCCACUGAUUUCAUUGCUGAUGAAGCAAUGGGGUUCAGAAAAAUAGUUCCACCAUUUCUUGACCCAAAUUUGAAGCUAGAAGAUCUGCCAUACGGUGUUAGUUUUGCAUCAGCAGCUACAGGUUAUGAUGAUCUUACUGCCAAUAUUUCGAAUGUUCUACCAGUAUCCAAACAACUAGAGUAUUUUGAGCAUUACAAGAUUCACAUGAGGAAAUUGUUGGGAGAGAAAAGAGCAGAAUUCAUUAUAAGGAAUGCAUUGUAUGUGAUAAGUAUGGGCACAAAUGAUUUCCUACAAAACUAUUUCUUGGAGGAUACUCGCCCAAAGCAAUACAGCUUGCAGAAGUUUGAGGAAUUCUUGCUCUCCCAAAUGACUAAGGACAUUGAGAUGAUGCAUAGGCUAGGGGCCCAGAGGUUAGUUGUUGUUGGGGUCCUACCACUUGGGUGCAUUCCACUUAUGAUGACCCUUAAGAACACCAACACUUGUGAUACAACUUUGAACAAUGUGGCCCACUCAUUCAAUGCAAAGCUAUCACUGCAAUUGACCCAAUUGAAGGCCCAAUUGGGCAUGAAGACCGCUUAUGUUAAUGUUUUUGGUAUGAUCCAAAACGCAGUAUUGGACCCCAAAAAAUACGGUUUUGUGGAAACUACAAAAGGAUGCUGUGGAACAGGGUUAGUAGAAUAUGGUGAUUCAUGCAGAGGGUUGACUACUUGUUCAGAUCCUGAUCAAUACAUCUUCUGGGAUGCUGUUCAUCCAACCCAGAAGAUGUACAAGAUUAUCGCUGAUGAGGCCAUUGAAUCCAUCGCUAAUGAAAUUGUUUAAUGCAUUUACACCACAACCAAAUAAAUAUAUAAAUAUAUAAUAUGGUUAGUUAGUUGAUUUGGUGUGUGGACAUAUUAAUAUUAUGUGGACAUUAUUUCUUCAAU